Molecule: messenger RNA, 1981 nt
Organism: Diachasmimorpha longicaudata
Lineage: Eukaryota; Metazoa; Arthropoda; Insecta; Hymenoptera; Braconidae
Product: lipid scramblase CLPTM1L
Exons: 7
Coding region: 211-1857 (548 amino acids)
Cellular component (GO): membrane; endomembrane system
Source: RefSeq, a predicted model, not a curated record
GCAAGUUGAUCGGUGCGACAGCUGUAUUGUUUUACAGUUUCAAGAGAAUAGUCGAAGAAUAAACGGAAGAUGUGCAUUUAAACUACCUAAUCUUAUCACCAUGCAUUCAAUAAUAAUUUUUCAGCAGAAUAAGUUUUGAAAUAUAAUAAAUUCCCGGUGAAUUAACAUAACAUCGUAUCACGUCAUCCAAGAUUUGAGAACAGUUCAAAGAUGCAUCAACCUCCGUGGACGCUGAUAUUCUCUGGAGUUUUUUUGGGUUAUAUUGCCUACGCUAUUUACAGCAUUUCUCUAUUAUUUGUACCACCCCCAUGUGAAGCUGGGAUGCCUUGUCUAAAAUCCUACCUCAGUUUUAAACCUAAACUGCAGGUUCAUCUAUUCGCUUCGCCGAGUGCUAGACCCUCUCGUCAUGAAGUUUAUAGGAUACAUUCUGAUUUGGAGUUUGAUUAUCAAGUAUCUAAGGAAAUGCUAGUCAGUUUGCAGAUUCCACCAAAGACUCGACUGAAUGGGACUUCAUUUCUUCACAUCAUCGUCGUUCCAAAAAUGACUGAGGAUAAAAAACAGAGCUACAGCUUUGCCAAGUUACAAACGGAACCAUAUGCAGUGAUGACAAGAAUAAAACUCACUCAAUUCGUAUUACCAGAAGCUGAAACCUUCAACCUCCUGAGUGAGCAAUCAAGAAUAUAUAGACGAUCUGCAUCGUCUCAGGAUAAACCAUUCUCCCACUUAAGAAGUCGCGUUACAUUUACGAUGGUGACUGACGCAGAGGAACUUCCUGCUCAUAAAAUUCCCCAAGAACUCUCGCAAAGCCUGAGUAUUACCCCAGAGGGUGUUUUUCUGCCAAUAAUCAAUUACGAUUUCCUCCAAACGAGACAUCGAGACCUGGUGCCGAUCAACCUUGACGCUCAUAUGAUGAAUUUGACAGUUUCUUAUGCUCCAACGACGAUGGGUAUGUUGAGACUCUUGCUCCAAGUGAAAGCAGCUAUGCUGAAUAUGAAAUCACUUGGAUUUUCUGACAAGGAUGUGGAUGAAGUUAAGGGGAUUUACGCUGAUACGAAUUUUUAUCUGCUAACUGGAACGAUUUUCAUCGCCUCCAUGCACCUGUUAUUCGAUUUCUUGGCGUUCAAAAACGACAUCCACUUCUGGAAGAGUAGAGCUAGUUUCGAAGGUCUAAGUGUUACAACUGUGAUUUGGCGAGGAUUCAGCCAGACAAUUAUCUUCCUCUAUUUGUUGGACGAAGGGUCUUCUCUCCUUGUAUUGAUUCCGUCCGGAAUAGGAACUUUAAUUGAGAUUUGGAAAAUAAAAAAAGUUCUGAGACUUCAAUUCACAGACGGUGGUGGAACAGCUUCAAAGUUAAAGUGGAAGAGGGAUAAGAAAAAAGAGACCCAAGAGAGCAAGACUCGUCAAUUCGAUGCUGAGAGCAUGAGAUAUUUAUCGUAUCUAUUGUAUCCAUUAGUUCUAUGUGGAGCUGUUUAUUCAUUGUUGUAUCAGCCGCACAAGAGCUGGUACUCCUGGACAAUAAAUUCUCUAGUAAACGGAGUCUACGCCUUUGGGUUCCUCUUCAUGCUGCCCCAAUUAUUCGUCAAUUACAAAUUGAAGUCGGUAGCACAUUUACCAUGGCGUGCAUUUAUGUACAAAGCAUUUAACACCUUCAUCGACGAUGUUUUUGCAUUUAUCAUAACAAUGCCAACAUCGCAUAGAGUAGCCUGCUUCCGUGAUGAUAUUAUCUUCCUCAUUUACUUGUACCAGCGAUGGCUUUAUCCAGUGGAUAAUACACGUAUGGAUACAGCAACAAUAGUCGAAGAGCCAACGAUGCCUGCAAAUCGUACUAAAAAACCUUUGGACAAGAAGAAAGACUAAAAACCAUCACAAGACUUGAUUUUAACCAUUCCGAUGUAGUUGUUUCAAAUUUUUUAGCAACUGUAACUGUUUUUAAUAUUUAUACUGAAUUAUUUAAUGGAAAUAAUGAGUCCUUUAAAUUCAA